GCCGGGCCGCGCGACCCUGUGAGGCCGCGUUGGGGUCGGGUGCGCGCCGAGGGGCGGCGGGCGGGCGACAGGUCCAGUGGCGGAGCGCGCCGCUGCCCCGGCCCCUGCGCCGCGCGCUCGCUGGCUGGCUGGGGACUGGCAGGAACCGGAGCUGCACUGCCGCCUCUGGCGCGAACGCUCAGGCGCCUCCUCCCGCCCCAGUCACUGUGGCUCGGCGCACGCUGCCGGCGGCUGCCCUUUCCGCCUCUGGGGGAGCAAAGCCGCGGGCCGCUGUGCGCUGGAACCAUGGCCUCGGGCCGGAGGGGCUGGGACAGCUCCCACGAGGACGAUCUGCCCGUGUACCUGGCCAGGCCGGGCACUACGGACCAGGUCCCGCGGCAGAAGUACGGCGGCAUGUUCUGCAACGUGGAGGGCGCCUUCGAGAGCAAGACGCUGGAUUUCGAUGCCCUGAGCGUGGGGCAGCGGGGCGCGAAGACUCCCCGGAGCAACCAGGGCAGCGUCCGCGGCUCGGGGAGCCGGCCGGGGGUCGAGGGGGACAGCCCGCGCCGGGGCCAAGGCCGGGAGGAGGGCAGGGAGCCCGCGCCCGCCUCGCCCGCCUCGCCCGCGCCCGCCGGGGUGGAGAUCCGGAGCGCCACGGGCAAGGAGGUUUUGCAGAACCUCGGCCCCAAGGACAAGAGUGACCGUCUUCUCAUUAAGGGCGGUAGAAUUGUCAACGAUGAUCAGUCCUUUUAUGCUGAUAUUUACAUGGAAGAUGGCUUAAUAAAGCAAAUCGGAGACAAUCUGAUUGUCCCUGGAGGAGUGAAGACCAUCGAAGCCAAUGGGAAGAUGGUGAUCCCUGGAGGCAUCGAUGUCCACACUCACUUCCAGAUGCCAUACAAGGGAAUGACCACAGUGGAUGACUUCUUCCAAGGGACGAAGGCUGCCUUAGCAGGGGGCACCACCAUGAUCAUUGACCACGUGGUGCCCGAGCCCGAGGCCAGCCUCACGGAGGCUUAUGAGAAGUGGCGAGAGUGGGCGGAUGGGAAGAGCUGCUGCGACUAUGCCCUGCACGUAGACAUCACCCACUGGAACGACAGCGUCAAGCAGGAGGUGCAGAACCUCAUCAAGGACAAAGGGGUUAACUCCUUCAUGGUUUACAUGGCCUAUAAGGACUUGUAUCAAGUGUCCAACACAGAGCUCUAUGAGAUCUUCACCUGUCUGGGUGAGCUAGGAGCCAUUGCGCAGGUUCACGCUGAGAACGGGGAUAUCAUUGCCCAGGAGCAAACCCGGAUGUUGGAAAUGGGGAUCACUGGCCCAGAAGGCCAUGUGCUGAGCAGACCAGAGGAGCUGGAAGCUGAGGCUGUGUUCCGUGCCAUCACCAUUGCGAGCCAAACCAACUGUCCACUCUACGUCACGAAGGUCAUGAGCAAGAGCGCUGCAGACCUGAUCUCUCAAGCCAGGAAAAAAGGAAACGUGGUCUUUGGUGAGCCCAUCACCGCCAGCCUUGGCACAGAUGGGACACAUUACUGGAGCAAGAACUGGGCUAAGGCAGCUGCCUUUGUGACAUCCCCGCCGCUAAGCCCUGAUCCGACCACUCCUGACUACAUCAACUCCUUGCUGGCCAGUGGAGACCUGCAGCUCUCUGGGAGUGCCCACUGUACCUUCAGCACUGCCCAGAAGGCGAUUGGGAAGGACAACUUCACAGCCAUCCCUGAGGGCACCAAUGGUGUGGAAGAGCGGAUGUCUGUCAUCUGGGACAAGGCUGUGGCCACUGGGAAAAUGGAUGAAAACCAGUUCGUGGCCGUGACAAGCACCAAUGCUGCCAAGAUCUUCAACCUGUAUCCCCGCAAAGGGAGAAUAUCUGUGGGUUCUGACAGCGACCUGGUGAUCUGGGAUCCGGACGCAGUGAAGAUCGUCUCUGCCAAGAGCCACCAAUCGGCUGCAGAGUAUAACAUCUUUGAAGGGCUGGAGCUGCGCGGGGCCCCUCUGGUGGUCAUUUGCCAGGGCAAGAUCAUGCUGGAAGACGGCAACCUGCACGUGACCCAGGGGGCUGGCCGCUUCAUCCCCUGCAGCCCAUUCUCUGACUACGUCUACAAGCGCAUUAAAGCCCGGAGGAAGAUGGCAGACCUGCACGCCGUCCCCAGGGGCCUGUACGACGGCCCGGUGUUUGACCUGACCACCACACCCAAAGGGGGCACCCCCGCGGGCUCCACCCGGGGCUCCCCCACGCGGCCCAACCCACCGGUGAGGAACCUCCAUCAGUCGGGAUUCAGCCUGUCCGGCACCCAAGUGGAUGAGGGGGUCCGCUCGGCCAGCAAGCGCAUCGUGGCACCCCCCGGAGGCCGUUCUAACAUCACGUCCCUGAGUUAAGCGACCCCUCCCCAAAGAGAGGGGCAGAAGCAAGAAGAGAUUUUUUUGAAGCCAAAAUGGUACACCAAUAUUUAAGAAGGAAAGCGAAUCCAAACGGUUGCGAUCUAAAGAAUCAAUAAGCCUCAAGCCUUAUGUUUCUCCAAUGCUACACUCGCUUGCCUAGCUUUACAAAUAUUGCUUUGUUUUCUGUUCAUGCAUAGCUUUGAUUGGUUUGACCCUGCCUCCCCGCAUUUACAUGCAUGCAAUCAGACAGGCUACUAAGGUAAAAGUCUGCUAUAUAGUGUUGAGAGCGUGUGUAGUGCUGCAUUUUACGACAAGGGGACAGACAAAGCUGGGAUGUCAGGAAAAUCAACAAAGGGACAUGGUCAUUUGGGGUGAGGAGGUGGUGGGAGCCCAGAGUGAGGCGGAAGCCUCAGAGGGGCUGGGGUGGGAUGGAUGGGGGAGGCAGGUGGGUGGGUGAGCAUAAGGGGGCUUGUGUAUUGUGUCAAUGAAGCACGUUUAUUUCCAUGGAAGAUGGCUACUUGGGGCAGCCAUUCUUCCUCACAGUCCCCGGGGUCUGUGGAGAAGGCAGGCAGUCUUCAGGUUCCAGACUUUGUCACAUCCCUCCUAGAUUUUAUUCCUUUGAACAUUUUCUUAAAACACCAAAACCCAACCAUUACUUUCACCUGCUUGAUCAUGCCAGAGUUUGGUGGGGCCUCUUUCUCAGUGUUGCUUUCAAAUUCUCUUUCCUGGGCUGGGAAGGAAGCGAGGAGAGCGGAAACCACCCUUCUCCUCUUUCCUGUCUGCCUCUUUGGUGCUCUUUCAAAGGCAGCAGCUGGGAGUACACACAGGCCCUCGGUGGGGAGGGCAGCCACGCCCACACCCCUUCCUCUAACCAAGUGUUGGAGAUCACCUCGAAUUCGAAUUCUUGCAUUCUUGCGGCUUUGCGAACCAAUCCGGGAAGAGCAGCAUGUGUCCGGCGUCCCAAGUUAGGACAAGCUGAGGCAGGGCCCCAGGAAGGGCUUCUCUUGCUGCUGAUCAGUGAUCUAUUUAUUCCGUCUCAAGAUUCAGGCAUAUUGGUGAUUGAAUAGGAUUUUUUGUUUGAAAACUUAAAUGCUUAGGUGUUCUCGAAGUUUUGCUCCCAACAGAUGAUCUCAGUUGAGACGGGAGCCAAGCAAGCAUUUGGGAAAGCUAGUCUGUGGAGCUGGGGGGAACAUUCUGGGGCCGUGGGUCUGCUUUUCAGCCCUGAACCAUCUGUCUCCCUUUCCUUUAGCACAUUCUCUGGGGGACCUUUUUGUUUCCCUUUAAAGCCUCCCAAGGUGAGUGGCAGUGACAUGCGGUCUUGUGUGAUGUGGCCCAGAAUGGAAGUGGAGAUCAAUGUCUGUUUUCUCAUCCUGCCACUUCUGAAAAUUCAAUGUUGGGGAAAGUUCUCUGAGCCAGAUGAGGAUUUGUAGAACUAAGGCCCAGAGCUGAAAAAGUACAUUCACCCUGGGAUCAGAUAUCUGUGCUUGGGGGAUCUGGCUGGUAGGACCCCUGACUGUGUGUACUAGGUACUUGGAAGAAAAAGAGCAGGCCUCAGACACCUUUCAGGUGCUCAGUAGAAGCCAUUCUCUCUGACAGCAGUUCUCAUAAGCUGAAGACUAGAGAAAAGGGAACGGGCGUGGCUAAAAAGGAAUUUGGAAAUAGCCAAGGAUUUCUCCUAGCCAUCUAAUUACUAUGAAAACAAUCAUUUCUUGUAAUAAGGAAUCUUGCUAUUUUUAAGGCUUUUUCAUGGUGCCUUUAUUUUAAAGCAAACUUAAGGGGAGCAUGUAGCUCUUGAUUGAUAACUCCGAAGAUAUGGGGGCCUGUCGUAGAACUCAGAGUGACAGUUUUGCAGGCAGAGGGAGAUUGUCAGAUCUGAAGCAUGUACGUUAUAUACCUCAGUGGCUGGGCCAUUCUGCAGGGAUGUGUUGCAGUACCAGCCACAACCACCAGGUGGAGGAAAAGACAAAAAACUAGUGGGCGCGUCCUCUUGGGGACUGUCUACUCCUGCUUCCUAGCCAGAGUCCAGCCCCUCCCUCCAUGACCUCUCUGUGCCAUUACAGUAAGUCUUUCAUGGCCACAUUGGUCAUCUGCACUACACUGGGACUGCUGAAUGAAGCAUUCAACCAGAACUUCAUAUCCGACACAAGCUUUUCAUGCUGUAGAAACCACCGCUAAUGCCUUCCUGAUGGGCAACAUGAUCUGGGAAAGCCUCCCUUUCUUCACUUACUACAAGUAACUUCCCAAGCAUAGAGAUUCCUAAGAAUUGCAAGAAAACUCCCUCUCUUUUCUUGACUUUGAUUUCUUGUACCUUGUUACUUAAGUUAAAAUUUAUAUUCAAAUGUGUCCUAUUCCGUAAGAUGCAUCAAAGAGCCCUCCCUAUAGAAGGGUUUAGGAAAAAAACAUGAUGCAAGUCACAGCUUUCGCAAAAUUUGUGACCUCUCAUCCAUGUGUGGGAGGGCUUGUUGGACCUUCUCCUGCCCAAGCUUUCUUUUGCCAUCUUGUCUGUUGGGCCUGGCCCCUCUCUAAGGAUGCCCUUGGCUUACUGCCCCCCCGAACCCUCUCAUGUUAUUCCUUACCCAGAUGGCAGUCCACUGGGGUUCACUCUGGGAUGGCCAUAACCUUGGGCAGUUGAGAAGGUAUUUGUGGAAUUGUUAGAUCAGCCAACCCCGUAGAGGUGUUUCUUCUAUUUCUGUUUUCUAAAAAUGGCAGUGUUGUAGUCAUCCUGAAAAUGGAUUUUCUUCAAAGACCAGUCACCCUUUGGCCUUUUUCCUCAUGCCUACACCCAGAGUCACACUCUGUGGCAAAGGCCUUAAUCCCAAGCCUGGACUUACACUCACCAUGGGAGGCCCUUCCCAACAGGGCAGAUGAACCCCCAGCUUUGGUUCUAGCCACAAGCUUCCCAGGCUUUCCCCCCUUGGAAAACUCCAGCUUGAGUCCCAGAUAUACCCCUGAGCUGUCCCAGGCAGCCAGCAUUCAUUGUACAAGUUCCCUCUUUGGAAAACGGUGUGUGGGUGUUCAGUUCUGUGUCCGGUGAAUAUGAACAGACCGUAAAUCUCCCUGUGAUCUGUGGUAGCUGUGAGGCAGCUCUGGAACGUGAAGAGCUGUUUGGUUUGAACCGUGAAGAAAACUGUGUUUUGAGUUUAGCUGAGAUUAAAGAAAAGUUCAUCAAGUGACUGUUAAUGUACACCUGGUUAUUAAAAUAACUAUGAAAUUA
This is a messenger RNA of Mustela erminea (ermine), 5566 nucleotides long. RefSeq names its product dihydropyrimidinase like 3 (gene DPYSL3). The record is from RefSeq and is a predicted model, not a curated record. Bases 286 to 2349 code for a protein of 687 amino acids. Gene Ontology annotation, molecular function: hydrolase activity, acting on carbon-nitrogen (but not peptide) bonds, in cyclic amides. Gene Ontology annotation, biological process: actin crosslink formation. Gene Ontology annotation, cellular component: cytosol; cytoplasm. Lineage: Eukaryota; Metazoa; Chordata; Mammalia; Carnivora; Mustelidae. The transcript has 14 exons.